Molecule: messenger RNA, 3130 nt
Organism: Mytilus trossulus (common blue mussel)
Lineage: Eukaryota; Metazoa; Mollusca; Bivalvia; Mytilida; Mytilidae
Exons: 5
Coding region: 518-2704 (728 amino acids)
Molecular function (GO): protein binding
Source: RefSeq, a predicted model, not a curated record
UAAGCGUUCCAGGAAGACACUAGUUAACUGUCAUUUGGAUUAAAAUCAAAUCAAAAUCUCGAUUGGCCCUCCCGUUUUCUGAUAUGUCGCGUAGACGUAUAAAUAAAAGAUAGCGCGUAAGAUGUAUGAUUUUGACCAGACUGUCUAACUGAAGAUACGGAGUUCAUAUUUAAAGAUAAAAUAUGUGUAACUUGUUGAUGAAAUUUUGUUAAAACAAUUUGAAGAAUUGAAACACAAUUUACCCCGAUUUUUUCCUCUACUGCGGUUUAGAAUUCGUUAGAUUAUGUGAUGACGAUCUACGUAACAAAAAGUAUUGUUAAUUACAAAAUUGAUAAUGAAUUGAAGAAGCGUUGCGGAACAUAAGCUUAUAAGAAAACAGGAAGGAAAUACGACAGGAAUUAGUGACAUUUGUUUAUUGGUUUGCUAAUAUAAAAUAGCCUUUUUUAUAUUCUAUAUUUGAUUUGUUAACAGUGAUAAAAAUGUUGAAAUAAUCUGUUGUGAAAGGGAAAUUAAUAAAAUGAAUACAGAAAAUUUAAAUAGAUUAAAAGAGACCGAUUCCUCGGAGACAAUUCCAAGGCCUCGAUCAAGUCGAGUGUAUUUUUUCUCUGAAGUGCCACAGAUAGCAAAAUGUCAUGAUUGUGAAGUUUUUGUUCCUGUACCGAAGAAAUCAAAAGUUCAUCUGUUUAGGAGAAAAAAGUCAGAACUAACAUUGCAUCCAUUUGGAUCAUGUACUAUCAUGUUAUUGGAAUCCGACGCACCGGAGGACAUAGUUAAUUUCUCUGGAGAUGAAAACCAGACUCCAUUGAUGACCAUAUACCUUAACCGACUCAUAGACAAAUCAUUGGAACACAUUGUAAAUAAGGCUAAAGUUUGGCAAGAGUUCCAUUUGAAUGAUCUAGGGAGGAAAAGAUCCUUUGUAUUACAGUUCAAGAAAGGACCGGAGUUUGACGAGUUUUAUCCGAAACUUCAGAAUGUGAUCAAUACUCUGCAUGCUUGUAGAGAAGGCAAAGCAAGAAUGAAUAAAAAAUACAUCUUAGUAGGAUUCAAACAUAAAGAACCGGUUGAAUUUAUUCGGACAAUUAAAGAAACAAGCUCAACAGAAAGUGGAAUCAUUGAUAAUUCAUGUUCUACCGAUACUCUCGUGCACAGGCCAUAUAACCCUCAUCCACAUAUAUCAAGAGUUACUGGCUUAGACCAAGUACUGGAAAGAAGUAAGAGUUCACAAUCAGUUAAGGCAGAUGUAAAGACCCGACAAGGCAAAUACCUCAAAGAAAGACAAGUUUCAAUAUCAGCACCCCAAUCAUGUGAGUUUCUUCAAACGCUCGACGAUCCAGCUUGGACAUUAGAUUAUAGAUCAGAUUUAAAGACCCCUGAGGAUACAUACAACAAAAGAAAUGGUUCUGCACAAUCAGUUUUUCUUCAAACAAUUGAUGAUCCAGCUUGGCCAGUAGAUUACAGAUCAGAUUUAAACACCCCUGAGGAAAAAUACAACAUAAAAAGAGGUGGUUCCGCACCUCAAUCACUUUUUCUUCAAACUGUUGAUGACCCAGCUUGGGGAGAAGAUAUCAAAUCAGAUAUUCGUGACAGAGAUACAAUGAUAGAGGACAAACAAAAUCUCAAAUUUCGGUAUGAUCAGCAUGAAAAUUUGGAAAUAACAUUAAGAAUUACAGACGUAGACACAGAUACUGAACAUGAUGAAAAUGUUGACAAUCAAAAUCUCAAAGUUCGGUAUGGUCAGCAUGAAAAUAUGGAGAAAACUUUAAGAAUUACAGAUAUAGACACAGAUACUGAAAAUGUUGAAAAUGUUAGCAAUCAAAAUCUCAAAGUUCGGUAUGAUCAGCAUGAAAAUAUGGAGAAAACUUUAAGAAUUACAGAUAUAGACACAGAUACUGAAAAUGGUGAAAAUGUUGACAAUCAAAAUCUUGAAGUUCUGUCUGAUCAAAAUGAAAACCUUGAGAAAACUUUGAGAAUUACAGAUAUAGACAGAGAUACUGAAAAUGGUGAACAUGUUGACAGUCAAAAUCUCAAAGUUCUGUCUGAUCAAAAUGAAAACCCUGAGAAAACUUUAAGAAUUACAGAUAUAGACACAGAUACUGAAAAUGGUGAAAAUGUGGACAUGGAUAAUGGUGAUAAAAGUAUUGACUAUAGUGAAGGUUUCAAUACACCAGACACAGAUUUUGAGAACACUGGUAGGACAAAUUCAAACAUUGCCGAUGAUAACAAUCUUUUACCAUUUGGUGAAGAAAAUCUUACAAUGAAGGCAGGACAAGAACAAAAGCUGUGGAAACAUUAUACUCAACUGCUGCAGACAGCCAUUAAUGAUGGUGAUCAGGAGAAAGCUCGUCAGUAUGCAAACAUUUUAGCAGCAAGUCAUGUUAAAGGGAAUGUGAUACUUAAUGAUGAAACAAAUGAACUGGACAUCAACUUUAAGAAGAAUGUAGCCCCAAUUUUUGUGUUUGACUCACAUACCUCUGCAUCAUCACAUAGACAUGAAUCAACACUCAAACCUGAAAACCGCUUGCAGUUCCCCCAGCAGUAUUUUCAGGAACAACGCGCUAGAAGCAUGCCAGACAUUAGCAUGCAGUCGCAACAGUUUGCUGAUUAUGGUGGCUCAUAUAACAGAGGAUAUUCUGGAUCCCCCAAUUUGGACAUUCCACCAAACACAUCACCUGAUCCCAUUGCUCAACCUGUGUCUGGUAAUUGACGUGAUAAAGGCCUGCACCACCCAAAAACGGUUUUGAGUUUCAACUUGUCGCAUCUCAAUUAUAAAUAUUAUUUUAAACUGCUGGUUAAUACUGUAAACCAACUUAUUUUCGCGACUUUCGCGAGUAGAAAAAUAACGCGAAUAUAAAUCGUCGCGAAUAUGAAAAGCUUGGAUUUUACCAUUUCAAACAUAGUCGAGUAUUUUUGAAAAUCGAGAAAUUGAAUAGCUGCGAAGUUGAUUAGAAAGGGGAAAACGCGAGUAAAAGUAUCCUCGAAAAUAAGUUGGUUUCCAAUAUGCUGUAUUGUUUUGAUAGCAAACUGUCAAAAUUAUUUUUAAAAGUAAUAUCUACAAUCUGUAUAGUAACUACAGAAAACCUGUGUGAUUUGCAAUACACUGUAUAAUUACAUUGCUGCUCUAAAAUACUAC